CACCAAAGAAAGCGUUACACAGUGCACACUCUUCUUGCAAGUUGCAAUCACACUUCAACACUCACUAACUCAGCGUCAUUUUGAUUCUUCGCUUCCAAAGAUUGCAACUUGAGCGGUUUGGCCAUGAUGGGUAGCACCGCCGACGCCUUGUCAUCGUCGGAUUUCUUCUGCCGCCGCCACGUGUUCCUCUGCUACAAGAACCCCGCCGUGUGGCCGCCGCGCAUUGAGGCCGCCGAGUUUGAUCGCCUCCCGAGGCUGCUCCACGCCGCCAUCAAUGCCAGGAAGCCUCACAUCAAGAAAGAGACCUGCUUAACAAUAUGUGAGGGACAUGAUGGGACUGAAACAUCAAAUGGAGAUGUAUUGAUCUUUCCAGACAUGAUCAGAUAUAGGAGAUUAACCCAUUUUGAUGUUGAGACAUUUGUUGAAGAAGUCCUUGUCAAGGAAGGAGAAUGGCUUCCUGGAAACCCUGAAUCCUUAAAAGCUUCAUAUGUUUUUGUGUGUUCACAUGGAUCCCGUGAUCGUAGGUGUGGGGUUUUUGGACCUAUCUUGGUCAGUAGAUUCAGGGAAGAGAUUGAGUUACAUGGUCUUCAAGGAAAAGUGUUGAUUAGCUCUUGCUCGCACAUUGGGGGGCCUAAGUAUGCAGGAAAUGUCAUUAUAUUUGGAUCGAGCAUCAACAGAGAAGUCACUGGACACUUGUAUGGAUAUGUUAAUCCUGAUGAUGUACCUUUAUUGUUUCGCCAGCAUAUCAUUAAAGGGGAAAUUUUUGACUCACUAUGGAGGGGUCAAAUUGGUUUAUCAGAAGAUGAGCAGAAGAAAAAGCAAGAACAACGGCUUCAGCUGAAUGGCGCAAGGCAUUUAGAAGGAAGCACGGUUGCGAGCCGCUGUCGAACCGACGGAGAGAGCUGUUGCCAAGACAAUGAAGACUCUUGUUGCUGUCAGAACAACAUGUUAGCGGAAAUGGGAGAGCUCUCGCCUGACAAUAAUAGCAGGAAGAAUGUAAAUGUGAUUUCUCGGAUCAACAAGGGCAAGGCAGCAUUGCGCUGGUUUAGUUCCACGCCGACAUGGCUUGACAGCUGGGAGCAGGAGGAUACUUAUGCUGCUCUUGCCGUUGUCUGUGCCGCCGUGUCGGUUACCAUUGCUUAUAGCUGCUACAAACAAAUGAGAUGAUAAUAAUAAGUCACCAAUUGUUGGCAGUGUUAUUAGCAGUGGAUCAGACAACUUGAGCUUUGUUGUGUCUUCCUUUUCAUGUUGCAAGUUUAUAUCAAACUUUACUGGACAUGCAGGGAAUGAGUAUCUGAAAUCUUGACUGCUUAUGGAACAUAAAAUGUUGUAGGCUAAGGAGCUUGGAAUUCACCACUUAGCUUCAUUUGUGUACAUACAUGACAUCUUAGCCUGGGAAUUUUAAAACUAGAUUCCAGAAGUUUAUUUAGAUGGAAUUGGUUUGUAACAUUUAUUAACUUGAUGUAAAGCUAAUUAACUUUGGUGUUUGAUGGGUUGCUAAUUACAGACAUUUUUUGGUUUA
This is a messenger RNA of Cajanus cajan (pigeon pea), 1522 nucleotides long. Its product is annotated as altered inheritance of mitochondria protein 32. Lineage: Eukaryota; Viridiplantae; Streptophyta; Magnoliopsida; Fabales; Fabaceae. The record is from RefSeq and is a predicted model, not a curated record.